CGCGGCCUGAGCCGCCCUCUGCACGGCGUUCGGUUCCCGGGCCUGCAGGCGACGGUGAGGCGGUCCUGACCUCUCGGCGCGGACCCUGCCUCGGUGCUGGCUGCGGGAACGUCCUGGUUGCUCGCCGGCGCAGGUCCCUUUAAGGGCCCGGCCCUCCGCAGAGCGCACGUGAGCGGCCUCCGGAAGCCUGAGCGGAGCCUCUACUCCAACUCUUUGCGGGCCAAGGAAGUCAUCUGCCCGGCACCUCUGACGUUAGUGGAAACUGAGGCCCAAGAGAGGGCCCAAGCGCCAGAGUCCUGGAGCCCUGCCGGACUGGAUGCUAUGAGUUGCUAAAAGUGAGCCUGGCUUUUUUAGCUGCCUUGGGGUGCUGAGAGGGAGUCCCAGAACCAUGCCGGAUCUCCUACUCCUGGGCCUGAUUGGGGCCCUGACUCUGCUGUUGCUGCUGACGCUGCUGGCCUUUGCUGGUUAUUCAGGACUGCUGACUGGGGUGACAGUGAGUGCUGGAUCACCCCCAAUCCGCAACAUAACUAUGGCCUACAAGUUCCAUGUGGGGUCCUAUGGUGACACUGGAUACCUUUUCACGGAGAGCUGCAGCAUCUCUCCCAAGCUCCGUUCCAUCGCUGUCUACUAUGACAACCCCCAUACGGUGCCUCCUGAGAAGUGCCGCUGUGCAGUUGGCAGCGUCCUGAGUGAGGGCGAGGAGCCGCCCUUGCCUGAGCUCAUCCACCUCUAUCAGAAAUUUGGCUUCAAGAUAUUCUCCUUUCCAGCACCUAGCCAUGUGGUCAUAGCUACCUUCCCUUACACCACCCCCAUAUCCAUCUGGCUGGCUGCCCGCCGAGUCCACCCUGCUUUGGAUGCCUACAUCAAGGAGCGGAAGCUGUGUGCUCACCCUCGGCUGGAGAUCUACCAGCAAGACAAGAUCCAUUUCAUGUGCCCACUGGCGCGGCAAGGAGAUUUCUACGUGCCAGAGGUGAAGGAGACAGAGCGGAAAUGCCGGGAGCUCAUGGAAGCCACUGACACCCAGACGGAUGGCACAGGAGCUGAUACAAGUGAUGCAAGUUCUGGCAGCCUGGAGGUUCGCCCUAGCAGCCGGGAGACUUCAGCCACCACACUUUCUCCUGGGGCAAGCAACCGUGGCUGGGAUGAUGGCGACAACCGCAGCGAGCACAGCUACAGUGAAUCGGGUGCCAGCGGCUCAUCCUUUGAGGAGCUGGACCUGGAGGGCGAGGGGCCCUUGGGGGAACCCCGACUGAACCCUGAAGCCAAGCUUCUGGGGCCUCCUCGGGAGCUCAGCACCCCUGAGAGGGGUGAGGAGUAACGAUGAGCCCUCAACCUUCUGUGGUGCAUUGACUAAGGAACUGAGCAAACUCUCCAGCCCUCUUUGUCCUUAACCUGCCUAGCUCGGGCUGGGAGUACCAGGAGCCUGAGUUCUCCUGCUCCAAGCCUGAACCUCCUUCCUCACUGCCCGUUUGGCUCCUGGGGCCGAAGGAGCCAGAGACUGUUAUCUGCACCAGCCUCCUGGGCUGCCAACUUAGCAGACUCUUAUUGGAGCUUCCAGAACCCAGAAUAAAGUGAAUUACUUUCUUGUUUCACCUGGA
Messenger RNA from Mastomys coucha (southern multimammate mouse), 1598 nucleotides. RefSeq names its product testis expressed 264, ER-phagy receptor (gene Tex264). Gene Ontology annotation, cellular component: nucleus; endoplasmic reticulum membrane; autophagosome membrane. The transcript has 7 exons. The coding region runs from base 389 to 1318 and encodes 309 amino acids. The record is from RefSeq and is a predicted model, not a curated record. Gene Ontology annotation, biological process: protein-DNA covalent cross-linking repair; reticulophagy. Lineage: Eukaryota; Metazoa; Chordata; Mammalia; Rodentia; Muridae.